Acipenser ruthenus (sterlet) is the source of this 4009-nucleotide messenger RNA. RefSeq names its product nuclear protein localization protein 4 homolog. The record is from RefSeq and is a predicted model, not a curated record. Bases 189 to 2093 code for a protein of 634 amino acids. Gene Ontology annotation, cellular component: nucleus. The transcript has 17 exons. Gene Ontology annotation, molecular function: ubiquitin binding; ubiquitin protein ligase binding. Gene Ontology annotation, biological process: ubiquitin-dependent protein catabolic process. NCBI's taxonomy places the organism in Eukaryota, Metazoa, Chordata, Actinopteri, Acipenseriformes, Acipenseridae.
AAGGCGGAACCAAUGUAGUGACGGGAACCGACCACUUGCUGCCCGCGUUGCAGCUGGUGACGGAGGGGGGUCGGGGCGGAGCGGUUAGAGUGUGACACCCGCCUCCCGAGCUACAGAAUGGAGUUUCAGUGACUCCGAUAAUCACAAAAAUAAAGACGAUAAAACCUAGAAUAAUUCAAACGAGAAACAUGGCGACAGGCAGGCCGGCUCUGAGCAGUAUGGCAGAGAGUAUUACUAUACGAGUCCAGUCCCCUGACGGGAUGAUAAAAGUUUCAGCAACCAAGCGAGACACAGCAGCUGCGUUUUUAAAAAAGGUCGCUAAGGAGUUUGGGUUUAGCACCAACGGCUUCUCCAUUUACCAAAACAGAAACAAGACUGGAGAGGUUACACCGCAGAGCAAAUCGCUUAGUCUUCUCAAGAUCAAACAUGGAGACAUGCUGUAUCUGUUCCCCUCGGCCGCCCCUGGACCGUCUGGUGAGAUCAUGGAUGUAGCAGCGCCUCCUUCAACAUCAUCGACAUCGUCAUCAUCGCUCUCACGACCCCAGUCUUCGUUAUCACGAUCUCAGACCACAAUGCAAAUCGCAGAAGAUGAGAUUGACCAGUAUCUGGCCAAACAAGAUGGGAAGAUUUACAGAAACCAAGAUCCACAACUGUGCCGACACGGUUCAAUGGGGAAAUGUGUGCACUGUGUACCCUUAGAGCCUUUCGACGAGGAUUAUCUGAACCACCUGGACCCACCGGUCAAACACAUGUCAUUCCAUGCGUACAUCCGCAAACUGACAGGAGGCGCGGACAAGGGGAAGUUUGCGGCCCUGGAGAACAUUAGCUGUAAGAUUAAAUCGGGCUGCGAGGGACACCCACCUUGGCCAGAGGGAAUCUGCACCAAGUGUCAGCCCAGCGCAAUCACCCUCAACAGACAGAAAUACAGACAUGUGGAUAAUAUCAUGUUUGAGAAUCACACCAUUGCUGACCGCUUCCUUGACUUCUGGAGAAAGACUGGGAACCAGCGGAUGGGCUACCUGUACGGGCGCUACACAGAGCACAAGGACAUCCCUCUGGGCAUCAGAGCUGAAGUGGCAGCCAUCUAUGAGCCUCCCCAGAUCGCGACCCAGAACAGCUUGGAGCUCGUGGACGAUCCCAAAGCUGGAGCUGUGGAGGAAAUUGCAGCUAAACUGGGCCUCCGGAAGGUGGGUUGGAUAUUUACAGAUCUGCUCUCUGAAGACACCAGGAUAGGUACUGUCCGGUACAGCAGAAACAAGGACUCCUAUUUCUUGAGUGCAGAGGAAUGUAUCACAGCUGGCGAUUUCCAGAACAAACACCCCAACACCUGCCGCCUCUCUCCCGACGGAGACUUUGGAUCGAAGUUCGUCACUGUGGUAGCAACAGGGGGCCCUGAUAACCAGGUGCACUUCGAGGGGUACCAGGUGUCGAAUCAGUGCAUGGCGCUGGUGCGGGACGAGUGUCUACUGCCCUGCCGUGACGUGCCCGAGCUCGGCUACGCCAAGGAGUCCAGCACUGAGCAGUAUGUACCAGACGUCUUCUACAAGGACAAAGACAAAUUCGGUAAUGACAUCACCUAUUUAGCACGGCCACUGCCUGUGGAAUACCUGAUCAUAGACAUAACCACCACUUUCCCGAAGGACCCAGCUUACACAUUCACAUCCACGCAGCGCUUCUCCAUUGAGAAUCGAGACUUCCUGGGAGAGACGCAGGAUUUCCACAGCCUCGCCACGUAUCUUUCCCAGAACACAUCUACUGUGUUCCUCAACAUCGUGUCUGAUUUCCACCUCCUUCUCUUCCUGGUAACCAACGAGGUCAUGCCUCUCGGAGAUAGUAUCGGCCUCCUGCUGGAUGCAGUGAAGACAUCCAAUGAGGAACUAGCACAGACCUGGAGGAAAUCAGAACAGUGGGCAACAAUCGAGCAGCUAUGCAGCACAGUUGGCGGGCAGUCGUCAGGGUUACCCGAUUACGGUGCCAUGGGAGGGCCCCCUAACCCCGCCUCCUCCUCUUCAAUGUGGUCCUGCCGCCACUGCACCUUCAUGAACCAGCCCGGCACGGAGCAAUGUGAGAUGUGCAGUCUGCCCCACAGCUAGACCUGCCACCCCCACAGGGAAGAAAGGGGAAGAGGGGUGAAGAGACCACGACCAACAUCAUUGGACUGGGCACUGAGACCAGUUACAGGAACUAGUGUCUCCUCUCUGUCUUUUUCUUUGACGCCCCCUGCCCAAUCUCAAAGGCUGCCUUGGAAAUAAAAAAAAAAAAACACACACACACACACACCUGGUACCCAUUCUCUUUUUCUAAAUGAUGUCACUGUGCAGUUUUACCACUGAGCAGCAAGAGGCUCCACAGAACUACAAAUAAAAAAUAUCCAAAUAUCAGUUUGUGAGGAUCCCCUUAAUUAAGGCAGGCAGAUUGGAAAGCGCUUGGCAAAGAAUUGCUUCUGAAAUUCAGUGAAGCACUUUCUCCUGUGGUAGAGCUCGUCUCUGGAGCCCAGACUGAUCGCUCCUGUGCUGCAGGAUGGCAGCUGUAAAACCAGAGAUCAAACAAACUCUUUCUGCUGGUGCAAGCUUCCCUCACCUGUCUCCGCCGCCACAGUCAAAAGUAACCCUGACAUUCUUGGUGUAAAUACACUUAAAAGGAAUGAUGCUCUUAUUUAAAUGCAACCAGAUUGCUUUUUUUGUAGUAGUUCUAUUUAUGGAAUUUUGUACUAUUUCCUUUGAACGCACAGUCCAGAGAGAGGUGGUGCUUUGUGGAGAAACUUAUCAGCAACAAAAAAUAAAUAACAAGGGCUGGGCUGGACUGUCCAACAACCAGUAAAAUCAUUUGCCUGUGAAUGCUGUUCCUCCCUGACCCUCUGCCAGUUUUAUUGGAAUGGGAUUGUUUAUUAUUGACACUGCUUUGUAAUCCCCAGUGUCCCGGAUUCUUUUAAAAUCUAUUACACCCAGCAUGGAUUACUGAUUUGGCACUAUCCUAGAUUCGAUUGUCAGGAUCCCCCUCUGUUUCUCUUUCUGGUUUAGUGCUAAGCUAGUAAAACUGGAAUCAUUGACUGGUUUUUACUGACUCUGGAUCUCCAGUUAUGCAGUGUAAAUUCUGUUCAGCCCACACUGAAAUAUAGCACUAAUCGACACCGCUCAAGUAAACUCCUCCUUAUGGUCGUUGUUUUCGGAGGUUUUAUCAGCAAAAGUAUGUCGUCUUUCGAGCUGCGCAAUGUCUCCGCUGUACUGGCUGUUUACACUGAUCUAAUUGUGGUUCUGAUGACCUAGCGCUUGGCUUGAAUCGUCCAAAAAAUACAUUAUUAAAGUGAAAACCCAUCUAUGAAGGGAUUCUCGACGCAGUCUAUGCUACCACUGGCAGCCUUAAAAAAUAACUAAAACCUAAUAACUAAAGAAAAACUGUUGGCUAUGAGUUUAGACUGCUUUUACAAGAUCAGCAGAUUCUUCAUGCUGCUUCAAAAGAGUCAGCUCCUGGUUUUACCCAAGCAUCUUCAUUCAGCCAGUGUUUGAGACCAAGCACUAAAUAUAUGUUUGAACUAAUUAAACGGUUUAAUGCCAGGCAGAUCUCCCCCUAAAACUCUUCAGAAGGGCCAGGAUAAGAAAAUUGAUACCAUGGGUUUACUUGUGGGGGAACAAAUGUAUUUAUUUUUUGCAGUGCAUGUGAAGUGUGUUUGCACCAUUCCUAAAAUUAAAAAAAAAAAAAAAAAAGCUUGGACUGCUGUGUCUUCACUUCUCCAACUGAAAAUGGGAGUGCCUAACGCCUGAUUUUGUCCGUGCCGAAAUAAAUACACCCUUUGGAGGCGUUAAAAACAUGCUUUGAAUAGCAGCUACCUGAGCCAGUAGUUGUGUGUGAGGCUCUUCACACUAAGCAGGUCCUGAUGAUCGCAGUCCAUACUUGAAAUGCAUCUCUUGUAUCUGUGAGUUUCUUUCUUACUCUGGCUUGCGGAUGUAUGUUGUUGGGUUAUUCUAAUUACAGCCCUGCCAUUCAAAUCUAAUAAAAAUCAAAGAAACGA